Aplosporella prunicola CBS 121167 is the source of this 1690-nucleotide messenger RNA. RefSeq lists its product as uncharacterized. Gene Ontology annotation, biological process: maturation of SSU-rRNA from tricistronic rRNA transcript (SSU-rRNA, 5.8S rRNA, LSU-rRNA). Bases 7 to 1350 code for a protein of 447 amino acids. The record is from RefSeq and is a predicted model, not a curated record. Gene Ontology annotation, molecular function: protein binding. The transcript has 2 exons. Gene Ontology annotation, cellular component: small-subunit processome; nucleolus. Lineage: Eukaryota; Fungi; Ascomycota; Dothideomycetes; Botryosphaeriales; Aplosporellaceae.
CCCACCAUGAAAAUCAAAACCCUCUCCCGUUCUACCAGCGACUACCUGGCGCCCGGCACCAAUGUCGCCCGCGCGCCCAGGAACCUGGACCCGGCCAUGCACCCGUUCGAACGGGCGCGUGAAUACACGCGCGCGCUGACGGCGACCAAGAUGGAGCGCAUGUUUGCGCAGCCGUUCAUCGGCCAGCUGGGCAAGGGCCACGUCGACGGCGUAUACUCGAUCGCCAAGGACCCAGAGUCGCUCGAGCACUUUGCAAGCGGCAGCGGCGACGGCAUCGUCAAAGUGUGGGACCUGACGAGCCACGAGGAGCUUUGGCACGCGCAGGCCCACGAAAACAUGGUCCGCGGCAUGACGUGGAGCAGGGACCGCAAGCUGCUGAGCUGCGGCGCGGACAAGACGGUCAAGAUGUACGAUCCGUAUAACACGCCUGCCGCCAGUGCGCCCGUAGCCACUUGGCUGGGGAACAACGCUUUCACGGGCAUGUCGCACCACCGCUCCAACCCGGCCAUUGCCGUGUCUUCGUCCAGCCAGAUUUCCGUCUACGACACGUCGAGGCCCAUGUCCAACCCCACGCAGACGCUCGCCUGGCCCACGGCCAUUGACACAAUCAGCACCGUAGCAUUCAACCAGACAGAGACGUCGAUCCUCGCAUCGGCUGCUUCGGACCGCAGCAUCGUGCUGUACGACCUACGCACGUCGUCGCCGCUCUCGCGCAACGUACUGACGCUCGCCUCCAACGCCAUCGCCUGGAACCCCAUGGAAGCAUUCAACUUCGCCGUCGGCAACGAAGACCACAAUAUCUACAUCUUCGACAUGCGCAACAUGAAGCGCGCGCUCAACGUCCUGAAAGACCACGUCGCGGCAGUCAUGGACGUGGACUGGUCUCCGACGGGCGAAGAGCUGGUCUCGGCAUCCUACGACCGCUCCAUCCGGCUCUGGCAGCGCGGCGCGGGCCACAGCCGCGACAUCUACCACACGAAGCGGAUGCAGCGCGUGUUCAGCUGCGCGUGGACGCCCGACAACAACUACGUGCUCUCUGGGUCCGACGACGGCAACGUGCGGCUGUGGCGCGCCAAGGCGUCGAGCCGGCAGGGCGUCAAGUCGGCGCGCGAGCGGCAGAAGCUCGAGUACGACGACGCGCUCAAGGACCGCUACAAGCACAUGCCCGAGAUCCGCCGCAUUGCGCGGCACCGGCACGUGCCGAAGCAGGUCAAGAAGGCGGGCGAGAUCAAGUCGGAGGAGCUCAAGGCGAUUAAGCGGCGCGAGGAGAAUGAGCGCAGGCAUACGCGCAAGGGCGAGACGCGUAGGCGGAGCGAGCGCGAGAAGAUGGUGCUUGCGAACCAGGAGUGAGUGAGUGCAGAGGGAAAAGGAGUUUUUGUGCGUUGGAUUUGUCUGGCUUGAUUGCACAGCGAUGGCGUUCUGGCGCGACGGGAAGAGGGGGGCUGGUGGGACGGUAUCAGAUAGGAAAAGUCAAUGGACAAACGAAACCAGGAACGGGCUUCAGUUGGAUUCGUGUCCUCGAUGCUUUGUAUUUGGCUGCUGGGCGUUAGCAGCUUUUGCUGGCCUGGAAUGUACGAGGGCAAGUUCACUGCCAUGUCAGAACUACGAAAUUUCACUAGGGAGGCGAGUGAAGCAAGCAAGCAAGCAAGCAAGCAAGCAAGCAGCAGCCACCGAACCCGUCCAUCUGUCC